AUGACACAGUUAAUAAAUGGAAUUUCCAAGGAACAAAUUACAAAAGAAAUUGGAUCCAAUGGAAGAGUUUACCAAUUGAAUAUAGAGCAAAAUGUCAAAUUCUAUACAGACUUUAUAAUAAAUAAUUUCCUUUUCUUAUAUUCUUUAUCUUUGUUUCAGGCUUUAAGCGGUUUUCUAAUGAUGAUGACGCAAAAUGGAAAGUUAUUGUACAUAUCGGAUAAUGCUGCGGAGUACCUGGGCCAUUCCAUGGUGAGUGUUUUACAGGAGGACCUUUUAAUCCAUGGAGAUAGCGUAUAUGAUAUAAUAGAUAAGCAAGAUCACCAAGCGAUCCAAUGCGAAUUGGGACGGCCAGUAAAUACGGGGUCCAAUCCAAGUGAUGAAAUUCGGCUGUUUUUAUGUAGGAUGAAUGUUUCUAGGAAUGCUAGGCGACAAAUGAGGUUUGGGGACCAAAAGGUAGUUUUAGUUCAAGGAAGAUACCUCUCCUUUUUACCACUAUGUAGUCGCAACGAACCAGUAUUUUUAGCAACGUGUACCCCGGUCGCCAUGCCCGAAACCAGGGAGUGUGUCGUUCAGGGUGCCACCAACGUAUUUACAUCCAUUCAUUCUAUGGACAUGCGGUUUAUCCAUAUCGAUACCAACGGCGAAUUCUACCUGGGCUUUCCGCGCUCCGAGCUGCAGGGGGUGUCCUGGUACCGGCUGCUGCACUGGGAAUGCACGCGUGAGGCCCAAACUAAACAUCGUCUCAUAACACAAUCGGAACAAGAACGCUCCUGCAUCUUAUUAGCUCAGUUCCAAAGGAGAACAGGUGAGUGGAUAUGGAUGCACUGCGUGUUGCAGGUGAAGGAAAGCUCCGAAAGUAACCAACAGCCAGUAAUCGUGUGCACCAACCAAGUACUAACCGACGCUGAAGCAGCUGUUAUGAGAACCAAUAGUUGGCUCUAUCAUUAUUACUCUGUACAAAAUAAAUUGCAAUAUGGUCUUACCUACGAUGUUGGACCUUCUUCUCGUCUGUUGUAUUAUCCUGAACAUACCCAAACACCUGAAUUUGCAACAACGCACGACGCCAGUGGGUAUGCGCAUCUCACUGCAAUGCCCACACCUAUGCAAACCCAUUUAACUCAUCAUCCUGCUUCUACGCAUGCCCACCACAACCAGCACCACCAUCACCACAGACGUGCUGAUUCAGAACCUGUAGACUACUCUUAUAGCAAAAGAAAACCCAAAGAAUUACAAAAUUUACAAUUAGAAGUUACAGAUCAUGAAAUCACAGACAGUGAAGGAGGUAGCAGUGGUUUGCUGGUUAUAUCCCAUAUGUCCGAGCGACCACGCACUUUACUUAAAGUAGAUCCUAGCGAAUUAAUGGACCAAUGGAACCCUAGUCCACCUUGGUCCGAUACUUUACAAAAAGUACCGGAUCUCUGCCACCAAGAACUUAGUCCGUACAUAGGCAGUGCUCCUCCCACCCCUACAGCCACACCAAGCAAUCAAACUAGUGCAUUUUCUUUCGACUGGAUGCCAGAGCAGUAUGUUCCAUCAUUAGCAGCCGUAGCUUCAGUAGAUGAUGGAGAAAGACCUAUCUACUGGCCGACUGAACAUAGACUGUUUCCCCUACAACCUCCACCAAAAAGAAACCACGGACCAGGGAGGUCGGAAUCAGUGGAUAGAGACACACCUUAACUUUGUGAUAAAUAGCAAAUUUUAGGAUAUUGCCAAGUGCAAUAAAAUUUAGAAUCUUUUAUUUAUUUUAAAUUAACUGAAUUUUAGAUUGUUUUUAGAGGGAACCACAACAUUACGUUUUCGGCAAAUUGUGUGAAUAUGACGAAAGUAAUUUUCAUAUUUUGGUAUGAGUGCUGGGAAAAAUCUGGCAACACUGCCUUACACAUCAACUCUCCCUCUCUCUCUUUCUCUCUCACCCGACGACAUUCGCCUCUCGGCAUUGCUCAGUGUUGGCCUAGCAGCCUUUGAAGAUGGAGGUCACAGUAGCUAUUACCGCGAAUGCAAAAUUUGUUCUGUGAUACGUUUUUUAAAUGCAAAAUGGAUUUCACUUAUUGACAUUCAUCGUCAUCACCUAUUGACAUUCAUAGUGGGGAAAACAAGAAGAGACAGAGUUAGAAAUACAGACAUUAGAGAGCAAUGCAAAAUUCAAGAUAUUGUAAGAUGGGGAAGGCAGCGCAAGAGGAUGUUGUACAACCAUGUAAGACGAAUGGAUGAGAAUAGACUCCCAAAAAGUUGCCCUAGAAAACAACCCGCCCGGUUCAAGACCCCCCGGAAGACCACCUAAAAGAUGGAGGGAUAUUUGGCAAUCUACCUCCCAGGAAAUUAACCAAAGGCAGCUUCAGAAUUAAACAGAUCGAAAGAUGUCCAAGAAGUAAAAGAAGAAGAAGACAUUCAUCGUCAUUUAAUCGAAGUUUAUGGGUAAAAGUGCAUAUCUGUUCAACAUGUUCGCAAAUGGUGAAGAGAAUUCAUUGAAGGCCGAACGGAAAUUCACGAUGAAUCUGAAGGCUCCGAUCUUCACUGAAUUCUCCACACCAGUUGUGAACAUUUUGACAGAUAUGCACUUUUACCCAUAACUUGGAUUAACUGACAAUGAAUGUCAAUAGGUGAAAUCCAUUUAGCAUUUAAAAAACGUAUCUCAACAUGAAUUUCACCUUGGCGGCAACAGUGGCUACUAGGCCGACACUGAGCAAUGUAGAGUAGUGAAAGUGGUGGGGUAAGAGAGAGGGAGAGUUGAUGUCUAAGGCAGUGUUGCCAGAUUUCUCCCAGCACGUCGAAAUCUUUCGUAGCGGCAUAGAGAAUAUUUUUUUACGAAUGCUCCUUGUAAAUCAUGUACCUAAAGUGUUGAAUAUAAACAACAUUUUUGACUUAUUGACACAAUUCUCCGAGAUCACAACAUUGUGAUACCUCGUUUAUGUUACAACCUAAUCCUGUUCCGUCCAAGUUUGACAGUACUUGUUUCGUUUGAGUACAAAAUUAUAACAGGAUCUCAAUAGAAUAGGAAUACAUUGUGUAUCAAACUUCAUUAAUUUAAUUAAUGAUCCUACAAAAGUAGUCAAUAUCCAUAUUUUAAAUGUUAAAACUUUUGGUCCCAAGGUUUCGCCUUUAAGUGAGUUUUUGAUUUUGAUUCAAACCAAGGCCAAUUUGAUUCAAACCGGCCUGUGAGAAAUGUCCACUCUCUCGAAAAGCACAUUCGGUGUAACAAUUCAUUGGAGGGAGGUGUAUUAACCCGAGCAAAAAACAGAAGUCACUCCACCUCGCUCCAAUGCUCCAGACCAUCCCUUUCCCCCCUAUAGCACGCUGAUGCGCGAUAGGAGCACAACUAUCAGCCAAAUGCACUUCACAUGGGAAUCCUGGGUAAUAAGAUUCCAAUGUGGUGCCCUAAUCGGUUUCAAAACUAGGCCAGCGUGAAGCGCUCUAUGCCUGUAUCCUCUAUUUACUUAUCCGCGAACUAAAAAUUGCUUGCUUGGGCCCCGAGUCACUGAACCGAGCCAAAGGAGGCUCGGUCCAGUGACCCGGUGUUCAAGUAUUUUUUUGGACCCUACGUGCCCGGAUUAUUUUGUUUUUUAGUAUUGAGUUUUUCGCUUGGAGAUCACAGCUAUAUUUAUAUCUUCAGUUAAUCUCUACUGCUACUUUCACUGAUGUGGUACUUAACUAUCCUGUGUUACUAUUUCAUCAUCCAGCCUUCUGCGUCCAGUUGAACAUAGCCCUCCCCUAAUUUCUUCCAGUUCUGUUGGUCUUUGAGGUUCCUGCAACCAGUUCCCAGCGACCCUUUUGACGUCGUGUGUCCAUCAUGUAGAUAAUCUAGCUCUACUUCUUCUGUAUGUUCGUGGUCUCCACACUGUAAUUUUUUGGCUCCACCUCCCGUCCUUCAUUCUGGCCACAUAGCUUGCCCAAUUCCACUUCAGCCAUGCUAUUCGCUCUAUGACGUCUGUGACGCCUGUUCUUAUGAUUUCUUCGUUUCUAAUCGUGUGUCUCAAGUUCAACAUGUUGUGUAUUUGGGGGGGUAUAUUGGCAUUAAAUCACCACGCUUACCGGACGGGUUGGUGAGCCUUGGCAGUAUCACAGCCGGUUAAAUAAAGAUCUGAUUGUCGCCUGCGACUUUGUGGAACCGCACCUGUCAGGAAUUGUAUUCCUCAGCCACGGGCCACUAAUGACACAGCUACUGCGUUGUGUCAUGUCUGGAUCAGACGCUACAUUUACUUUUACACGAACCCUAAAAUCGGGGGUCGUCACUUCCGCCAUACACACCGUACCGAAGAUGUUCUUCUCCGCCGUGGAUAGCGUUGUGGUCUUCAUCCGUGACCCUGGACAAGGGACCAUAAGCAGGUACUAGUUUCCCGGGUCAGGAGACUCCUGGAAUCUGCAGAGGGUAUUACUUUCCCUGGUAGGACUGUCUAAAUGAGUUCCUACCUGCUACCUAUCGGAAACACCGGACACAACAUCAGAAACAUCGGACACAACUGAAAACAAGUCGCGCAAAAUAGAAAAAACUGGAUUGAAUUGGGGGAGACCUAUGUCCAAAGUUGGAUUACUUGAGGCUGAAGAAGAAGAAGAACCCUGUGUCUGAAAGUCAGUCUAAGUAGUGACCGUUCCAUUCUUCUUUCGGCCUUGGUUUGAUUACUGUAGCUUGGGUUAAUGAUAGUGUUUCGGCGCCGUAAGUCGUGAUUGGAACAUUGAUCUGAUCGUGAUUGGACAUUGGUCGAACGUCUUCUUUUUCAAAUAAUUUGGCAUGUUGCUCUUGAAGAUGUCUGAUAGAGCUCCGUGUGCGGCCGUGCUAAGGUGAUUCUUCCAUGCAGUUCGACAGUUUGAUUGUCCCUGGCAAUUUGGAUUUCAUGCCCCAAGUAUUUAUUUUUGUGAAUUAAUGUUAUUUCGCUGCAGUCGACUUUUGUAUUUUCGCUUUGUACGAGGUUUGUUAUGUACUGAGUUUUUCCAAAUUUACUAUUGAUAGUUUCAUAUUAUGAGAAGCCUACCCUUUAUAAUAUUCUCAAUACUUGCGAUUUAAUAUUGUGACUUACAUAGUGUCUAAAUCUACUUGAGACCUUCACAAACCUCUGAUUUGAGCUGUGCUUCUCAAUAUCUUUUUUUAUAAAACUGUCUGUAAAAGCCGGUCUCUCUUCCUCUAGUUCGGUUUUUUGUAACAUUCUCAAUAUUUACAUAUACGUAUCGAAUCGUUUGUAUUAAAUUCUUUUGCGAGACAUUGUCGAACACGUUUCUAAUUUUAAUAAAUGCAAUACUGAAAUUUAUUGUUGUGUUAUAAUUUUUUGCAUUUUCUAAUAAUUUUCUUUAAUUAGAACAAAAAAUUAAAUCUAAAAUAUGGAAGACAACAAAUACGUUUUGAUGCACUCUGUAUAUAUUUUUACACUUGUAAAUGUACAAUAAAAGUAUUAAGGAGAAACAGGGUACUAAAUAUAUCUGUUUGAA
This is a messenger RNA of Diabrotica virgifera virgifera (western corn rootworm), 5418 nucleotides long. RefSeq names its product PAS domain-containing protein cky-1 (gene dysf). The transcript has 6 exons. The record is from RefSeq and is a predicted model, not a curated record. Gene Ontology annotation, biological process: regulation of transcription by RNA polymerase II. The coding region runs from base 1 to 1677 and encodes 558 amino acids. Gene Ontology annotation, molecular function: RNA polymerase II transcription regulatory region sequence-specific DNA binding; DNA-binding transcription factor activity, RNA polymerase II-specific. NCBI's taxonomy places the organism in Eukaryota, Metazoa, Arthropoda, Insecta, Coleoptera, Chrysomelidae.